AUGUCCUCUCGUGUGGCUAGACUAUGGCAACCUGGAAAUCCUCAAUCCAGAUGUUUUCUGCCUGAUUUCUGGAUGAGGUUUAAUGAAACUCCAACUGUAGGUCACUUCAAAUUACCGGAAAAUGCAGCCGAAUUUGAAGUUGAUCCGAAAAUGACAAAAUACGACGUUAAACAGUAUCUGGAGAAGAUAUAUAAUCUUCCUGUGCGAGAAGUCAAGACAAGGGUAAGUGAUUUUCUGUUUUACUUCUAAUUAUAGAGUACCUGCUUUGGUUUUAAGGAUUUUGCUCAUACUUUCUAUACUUAAGUAGUUUUUUAUAAUUUUUUUGAAUUCUUUAGAAUGUAAUGGGUAGAAUUACCUAUGACAACAAAGCUACCUUCCGAUACCGACGAGCACUAUUCAAAGAGCCUGAUUUGAAGUUUGCUACAGUUUUCUUUGUAAGAGCCUUUAUUUCUUUUUAUAUUUUAUUAGGUUGUCCGGAAAGUUCUGCAAUAUUUAUUCACUUUUGAACUAACAAUAAUAACAAUAUAAUUAACAACUACAAUCAAUCAAAAUAAUUACCGUCUGAAUCAAUACAGCCUUGCCAACGAUUUACAAGCUUUUUUAUUCCACGAUUGUAGAAUUCCGGGUUUCUGGAGUUGAUGAAGUUCUUGAAGGCAUUCUUGGCAUCGUCUGGAGUUUUGAAGAUUCUUCCAUUAAGAAACGAAGACAAGUGUUUAAAAAGGUGAAAGUCCGUUGGAGCCAAGUCUGGAGAAUAAGGAGGGUGCUCCAAGACUUCGUAUCCCAGUUCCCUGAAUUUUGCCACGGUCUUCUUUGCAGCAUGGCGCCGUGCGUUAUCCUGCAGAAUGAUCGGACCCCUCCUUCUGAGCAUUGUUGGAAGAUUGUGUCGCAGUUUGUCAAUCUGGGCACAGUAGGUGUCGGCCGUAAUACUUUGGCCAGGUUUCAUGAAAUCGUACUGGAUCACUCCAGAGCUACACCACCAGACAGUCACCAUAAGCUUCUUUUCGUGCAAUUCUGGCUUCGGAACGUGCUUAGGAGCUUCUCCACGCUUACACCAACUUGUAGAUCUUCUAGUAUUGUUAGACGAGAUCCACUUCUCGUCAAUAGUUACAAUUCGAUCCAAGAAUUCUUCGUUUUUGCAGCGUUGCAGAAGCUUUUCGGAAGCACAUCGUCUUUUGGCUUUUUGCAGAUCAGUCAAAUUGUGAGGCACCCAUUUGUCCAACUUUUUGACCCAUUGCCUUCAAAUGAUCACCAAUGGUACUUUUUCCACAGUUUAGUAACUCUUCUAACUCCCGCAUUGCAAUAUGUGGGUCAUCUUCAAUCUUGCGCCUCAGGGCAUCUUUGUCAAGUUUGCUGGGUCUUCCUGCACGUGGUUUGUCUUCAAGCUUCUCAUCGUCCACACGAAACUUUGCGAACCUUCUGGUCACCGUAGAAUAACUCACAACAUUCUUACCCUCAUUUUCGUUUAUGAUUCUGAAGGUUUCUGCCGCAGUAUUUCCGCGUUUGAAUUCAUUCCAUAUAAUCACGCGCAGGCGAGAUUUCUCCAUUUUUUCUAAUGCCUAAAACAAUACAAAAAAAUUAAAUUAAGUUAUGUAACUUACCUUUUUGAAUAAUUUAGGUAACAAACAAAAAAAGAAUUUUUUCUUUCCGUCAAGAAAUAAAUUUUUCCUGAUUUUUCAAAGUUUACCUACUCAAAUAUUGCAGAACUUUCCGGACAACCUAAUAGCAAAUUGUUUUACAUAAAAGCCAUAACACAAGCUGUAUUAAAAUGACGUAUUUUAGAAGAAAGGAACAGUUAUUGAGCACCAAGUAUUCGUAGAUCCCAAGAAUUUGAUCAACCUCAAGGACCAAGUUGAGACCAUGAAAAAUCAGACCGAAUCCCAAACACACAAUGAGAAAUACGCAAACAGGGACAGACUUGGAGUUGGAAGGUUGUUGGACUAG
Molecule: messenger RNA, 1941 nt
Organism: Bursaphelenchus okinawaensis
Lineage: Eukaryota; Metazoa; Nematoda; Chromadorea; Rhabditida; Aphelenchoididae
Source: the annotation of a GenBank genome assembly